UCCCAAAGGGCAAGCUUGUCAUUUUCAUCAGACCCACUAACAGUCGUCGGUUGUCUCAUAAGGGCCUGAGGUCGCCACUGAACACAGUGUGCUCGCAGUCGAGCUCUCCACAUAUGAUCUCCAUUGAGUUGGGUUUAUUGAGGUUCGAUGAAUUUUUGUUCCAGAUUGGACUUCAUAAAUUCGCUUCUGAUUUUGAAUCUUUAGGCUUUCAAAAAAUUCAGAGAUUGAAGCACACAUCUGUGUGAGUCAUUACUUGAAUACAACAAGGAACCCAAACAGUAUGGCCAAGGGAAUGAUCCCGUCAAGGUCAAGUUUCUUCUCGACGGAUCGGAUUCCACAAACCUUGCUCCGAGGGCAACAAGGCUGGGGAAGAAGCAAUGCUUUGGAGAACGGUCCACAGUUGAAGUGGGUCGCCUACAUCUGCGUCUCUGUGUUAUGCUUGCAAGCCCUUCUCGGAACGGUCGACGCAGAUCCAGUACUUGCGUCCAGUCUGGGCUUCUGCAAAAAUGUUCCAGUGCUCAAGGGAGCUCCACUGCAUUGCUGCCUGCCUGCUCCCAAGAGAACACCCAUCAGAUUCAAAUUUCCUCUCAUAAAUCGUAACCUCGCCGGUCGCCUGUUUCUGCGCGAGAGGAAACCCGCGCACGUCGUGCAGAAGGACCCCGAGUAUGUCAGGAAGUACAAUCUAGCUUACGCUAGAAUGAAGGCGCUCCCCGACACCGACCCGCGGAGUUUCCUCAAUCAGUGGAGGGUCCACUGCUCCUUCUGUAACGAGGCCUUCAAGCAGCGAAAGACUCCAGGCCCUCUGGGCCCUGAGACCGGCGUUCCGCUGCAGGUUCACUACAGCUGGAAGUUUCUUCCGUGGCAUCGGAUCUAUCUGUACUACCACGAGAGAAUUCUCGCCAGUUUGAUCAACGAUCCCACCUUCGCCCUCCCCUUCUGGAACUGGGACAACCAGCUGGACCAGGACGCGGCGAUGAUCCCCGCCAUGUUCCUUCCCAACUUCAGCGUCCCCAACGCUGCCCUCUUCGACGAGUUCAGAAACCCCAACCACAUGCCUCCCAAGAUCUUGCACCUGGGAUACAACUCCAAGCUCGAAGCAGAGGGCAAGCAGAACCUGACCGACAAGCAGAUCAGAUACGAGAACCUGUGCGUCAUGUACAACCAGGUGGCCACGAAGAUCAGCGCUCGAGACUUUCUCGGCGGACCUUACGUCGUCGGGACUGAUAACUCCGCGGCGACCGUCAACGUCAGCGCCGGUGAGGUUCCCGGAGAGUCCGGUGGCAUGGAGAAUGCCCACAACGUCGCUCACGAGUGGACAGGGCUCAUCAACGACCCCAAUCACCCCGACAACGAGGACAUGGGCAAUUUCAUCUACGCCGCUCGGGACCCCAUCUUCUACAGUCAUCACUCCAACGUCGACCGCCUGUGGGACGUGUGGAAAACCAUCCCCGACAAGGUCACGAAAUCCGGUAGCAGGAAGAGAAUGGAUUACACUUCCAGAGACUUUCUGGACACCGAGUUCACUUUCUACGACGAAAAUCAGGACAUGGUGAUCGUCAAGGUGAGGGACAGCCUCGACAGCUCCAAGCUCGGGUACAAGUUCACGGACGUGAGUAAAUCUGACAAUAUGUGGAUAUACUACGAGCCCAUGCCUCCCCAUCAGUCGUCCGGGCCAAGCAAUUCCAGUGACUAUCCUGCAGCAGCUCCAUCAGGAUACAACUACAUCGGCACGGAUCCUGUCAGUUUUAGGCUGGAUCGUCGAGCUCCGACGAGCGAAGAUGCUGGGCAGAGCGGGGUGAAGAAUGUGGAUCAGUUGCAGGAGAACGUCGUGCUGGAGAAGGUGAAAAUCCCGCAUUCGGAAUACGCCAGAUUUGACGUGUUCAUCAAUUACCCGGCAGCUAACAGGCAGACGCAUCUGUACAUGUCGGAGUACGUGGGUACGUUCACGCAUCUACCGAGUGGCAUGGUUGACAUGAGCAAAUCUGUGUCGGAGUCGUCCAGCAACUCAGACGAAGAGUUCCGAAUUGUGACUAUCCGGUACUCCGUGAACGCCGCUCUGAAACGACUGGGCAUCACAGAUUACAACACGGACAUCGUAGUGACCAUAGUCUCAAAGGGCGCGAGGAACACCGGACCAAAGACCGGGUUCACAUUCUCCAACCUCAAACAAGACUUCCAGUAACUUUGAAGAGAAGGCUUUAGAUUUAAAUCUUCAUCACUGAAGUAUAAAGUUGGUUUCUAAUUGAGUUCUAAGUUUGAUAUUCAAUUGAGUAGUUCAUCAUUCAGCAAUACUAUUUGCAGUUUAAUUCUAGAAUCACUUACAUAGUAGAGCCUAAGGUCAAAACCCCCACGCAUGUGGAUCUUUGACAAAAUGUUAGAUUACUUCGAGAUCAUAGACAUUCGUGCACGUUGGUGCAAUAAAAGAACUAAUAGGUUCUCUCUUUCAAGAAAGUUGAAUCCUAUUCAGUUGAUUAUUUCUUCUACGGAAUUUUUUUAUCCAUUGCGCAGAACAAACCAUAUUAUUCAAAUAAUAGCUGUACUUGACU
Molecule: messenger RNA, 2546 nt
Organism: Marchantia polymorpha subsp. ruderalis
Lineage: Eukaryota; Viridiplantae; Streptophyta; Marchantiopsida; Marchantiales; Marchantiaceae
Source: the annotation of a GenBank genome assembly